CCCUUGCUCCCUCUGUCCUUCUUACUCUGUGGCUCGGACUCAUUGUCACACCACUCAGCUCUCUCAAACCUCCUCAUGGACUCACUCAUGGUCAGUUCUGGGCAUAAAAUGUGUCCUGGUGAGGCUGGGGCUUCUGCACUUGUAUUUUCCUCUCAAGGCACCAAAUGAAGUCUCUCGGAAUGGAUGCAUAACUCAAAACUAAAGUGUCAUCUUUUUAAGCACAAUGGAUAACGCCCACAGUUCAGAGGUCAAGUUCAGACUGGACGAGGACCCUGAUCAUCCCACGACCCAGAGAGGACAGUGGUCAAGCAAAAUUGAGUUUCUUUUAGCUGUGGCGGGGCAAAUUAUAGGGCUGGGAAAUGUGUGGAGGUUUCCUUACCUGUGCUACAAAAAUGGAGGAGGUGUGUUCUUCAUCCCGUACGUACUUUUCCUCUUCUCCUGCGGCAUUCCCUUGUUUUUGCUGGAGACGUCCCUCGGCCAGUACACCAAGCAGGGAUGCAUCACCUGUUGGAGGAAAAUUUGUCCACUAUUUGAAGGGAUGGGCUAUGGCAGUCAGGUGGUUGUUUUAUACUCUAGUAUCUACUACAUAGUGAUACUAGCCUGGGCAUUCCUGUAUCUCUUCUCUUCCUUCAGCUCUGAACUUCCUUGGGCGACCUGCAGGAACAGCUGGAACACAGAAAAUUGUGUGGAGUUUGAUCCAAGAUCAGAUUAUUUCAACCUGACGAUACCUGAGAACGCAACCUCACCAGUGAGAGAGUUUUGGGAGAGGCGAGUUUUAAAUAUCACAGGCAGCAUCAAUGAGUUGGGCAGUAUUAGAUGGGAGUUGGCUCUCUGUCUGCUGUUGUCUUGGAUCAUCUGUUACUUCUGUGUGUGGAAAGGAGUGAAGUCUACCGGGAAGGUCGUCUACUUCACCGCUACGUUUCCUUACGUGAUGCUCGCUGUGCUGCUCGUUCGUGGCGUCACGCUGCCAGGAGCCAUGGACGGGAUCAAGUUCUACCUUUACCCAGAUGCGUCCCGCCUCGCCGACCCGCAGGUAUGGAUGGAUGCCGGGACACAAAUAUUUUAUUCCUAUGCAAUUUGCAUUGGCUGUCUAGUUGCAUUGGGCAGCUAUAACAAGUACAACAAUAACUGCUACAAGGAUUGUGUAUAUUUGUGCCUUCUGAAUAGUGGGACCAGUUUCGUUGCUGGUUUUGCCAUCUUCUCUGCUCUUGGAUUCAUGGCCUAUGAGCAGAACACUGACAUAUCGAAAGUGGCAGAAUCAGGGCCUGGUUUGGCAUUUAUUGCCUACCCUCGGGCAGUCGCCAUGAUGCCUUUUCCUCAACUUUGGUCCAUAUUCUUUUUCGUUAUGAUCAUUCUUCUGGGACUGGACAGUGAGUUUGUAGGUCUGGAAGCUCUCACAACGUCAAUAUCGGACCUGUAUCCUGCCUUCUUCCUCGUCGGCCAUCGACGUAAACUUCUGCUCCUGUUCGUCUGCGUCUUCAGCUUUUUCAUUGGUCUUGUCAUGGUGACAGAAGGAGGACUGUACAUCUUCCAGGUGUUUGACUACUACGCCUGCAGUGGAAUGACUUUGCUGCUGUUUGCCAUUCUGCAGUCUGUGUGUGUUGGAUGGGUGUACGGUGCUGAGCACUUUUACGACAACAUUGAGGACAUGAUCGGAUACCGGCCCUUUCCCUUCAUUAAGUACUGUCUGAAAUACGUCACUCCAGUGAUUUGCCUGGGGACUUUUGUUUUUUCCUUGGUUAAAUACACCCCUCUGAAGUUCGACAACACGAUAGAGUAUCCGUGGUGGGGUUACGCUCUGGGCUGGUGGUUCACUCUCUCCUCAACCCUCAUGGUUCCCCUCUGGAUGCUGUACAAUCUGCUCAUCACUCCUGGUACCCUGCGGGAGAGAUUCUCUAUCUUGUGCACUCCAGCUGAAGACCUUCCUCUGACCAAAUCAGAAAAAAAAGCUCUCGAACUUCUCACCUUGCCCCCGUCGGAGAGCAGCAUGGACUGACGAGGUGAAUCUGUCCCAACAGGAGUGACAAACCCGAUUCCUACGUACCAUCAUUAAGGCGUAGAGUCAGACCCCAAAACAGCAAAAUGUUGACUGCUAAUAGGCAACCUCGUUUUUAUUCGAACAAGGCUGUUCAUAGAAACUGAAAUGCACAAAAACCUUAUCAAUUUCCAAACAAUGUCUUUCUAUCUUUCUUUUAAUGUUAGGCUCUCAUAAGAUAUCACUAUAACAACCAAUGUACUUCAAAUGUGUUACUUUGUACCUUGAUGAGCAUCUCGGAGUUUAAAAGGCUGUUUAAAAAAUGUUUUUUUUUUUCUAUUUGUUGUUAAAAAAAAUAAUCAGAAAAUGUUUUCUUCUUUGAAAAAAAAAAUCCUGAACAAAUUGGCAUUUUUAUAAAUCCUGUUACAUUAAAUCAAACCCUCUUAUUAUGACUCUGUCGGCACAGACAAGCUGUUGCAUGAGCUUGUUAUUGCAAUCAGAAAAUACAGUAAUACUGAAUAACUACAACAUUUUUCUACAGGCAUAAAAUCAGUACAUCUAGGUGGUGCUUUGGUUGCUAAUUUUGAAUAGUUUUUAAUGUAACUGUACUUGAACUUGUAUAUUUCUCGAGAUUAUUUAUUUUUUCCAGAAAACAACAACACAAUGCAGGUUAUACAUAUUCCUGGCAGAUUUACCCCAAAAGUACAUAUUCGAAGGGGCGGCAUUAUGUAUUUUCCAGGCACAUAGUGCCGUUUUAUAGCACAAUCAAGUAAUUAUGUUACCUUUACUUGUUAAAAAUUUGUACAUAUAUAAAACACAACUUAAAAGAAAUUUGACUUUUCCAUUUAUUACCUUGAAAUUGGGUCUCUGUCUCUUUAAGAAGCUCCUUCUCUUUCCGACACUCUGCUGUCAGUACCUCAGCAGAACAGUGCUCCUCUAUUAUCCUUUCAACAAUGUUUUUAUCUGCGUUGAACAGAGCAACCUUAUCAAUUUCCAGAGAUUUCUGGUUGAUCUGGCUGGGGGAGUCGUGUGGGAGGGGUUCUCUGUAAGGAAGAAGCUCGACUUGAAGACUGCAGCUCCAAGGAGGAACGUCGUGGAAAAGGCAGCGCUUUUGGUGAGAGUAAGAGUUUAGGGACUCCAAAUGGCUGCCACAGUAGAUUGAAGGAUUUCUCAACAAGUAUUAAAGAGUCAAAGCAACAAUCCAGGCAUGUUUUUGAUGAGGGCAUAACAUCAUAGCAUUAUGUAAACUUUGAAAAAGUCAGUUUUGCACAAUACUGCCCCCUUGAUUCUAACAAUAUGGACCAGGCUUGAAGAAAUAUUAAAAUUUUUGAAAGGCAAAAUCUCGUCUUGAAUGAUAGAGAACCUCUGGGGGGAGCCAAAGAGGAGGGUGAUGCCAGGGAAGAGGACUUGGAGUUCAUCACCAGAGAUAAAUUGUCAAAAUAACAUUGGAAGAUGUAAAAAAAAAAAAAAAAGCUGCAUAGCAAUUAUUUUAAGGGAUAUCCGUCUUAUUUCCUAACAGAAACAAUGUCUUUGUCAUAUAAAUCUGCCAGGGGUAUGAAUAAUUUUGGUCUUUAGGUCAAGGUAAAAACUGUUCCUGCUCAAUUGUUGGGCAGUCUACAAACAAAUUAUAAUAAAAUAAGACUUAAAAUAACAAAAAAAAAAAAUCUUCUCAUUAAGAAAGUGUUUGGCUUAUAUUUCCUGUUUCAAUGCAUCCAGUUGUUUAAGCUGUUUCAGUUUGACCACAUGUUCUUUACCAAGAUUUAAAACGAUAUUUCUUUGGGUUUUUUUUUUUUCAUGUCAGUAUAAAAAAGGGAGAAGCGUAAAUGUGAAAUUGUCUUUUGGACGUUUCAGUUUCUCAUGCUCAAACGGCCUGACUGAUGCAGAAAAUCUGCACUUGUCAGGCUCCUUUGGUUACCAGCGUUUACACAAAGAGUUGUGUGUCUAGUCAACCUUUUUCAACCACGCUGUGCCAACACAGAUUAACACGUUUGCUUAUUCAAUGCGAUGUGGAAUGUUGAAUGCUAAUAGGCAAAGAUCUCUGGAGUGCUGCAGACUUACUGAACAUACCAGAGUCGAUGUGCUUUACUUUCACUGAAACCUGAUGUUUUGGAUCAAAACCCUGAGAGAACUCCUGAAGUGUAGAAAACAUCUCUGUUGGAAAAAUACGAUAUUUUUCUUUUUUCUUUGUUUUUUUUCUUUUUUUACAUUCUGCACAAAGACAACACAGCGAAUGUUUAAUUGCUGUAGCCUGGACUUUACUCAAACACUUUAAAAAUAACAAAUUUGUCAUCAUCUGUGCAAAUGAAUUAUUCGAAUCAUUCUUAUGCUUUUACAGUCAUUAACUACAAAGUAGUUGUUAAAUGUGCUGCAACUUAAAGUUGUGUUUACAAUCAGAAAAUGCAGAAAUUGUGUCCAUUUGCAAAACAACUUUUUUCUUUUGUUUCUUCUACUUAUCCCUUUUUGUAGAACGUAUUCCGUGUUGAACAGCAUGUUUAAUGCACAUAUGGACUUGUAAGUGAUGUUCAGUCUUUUUUGCAGCCAAGACAGCAAAGGACUAAACUGUCAACGCCUUGUAAAUUGUCUCCGAGUCAAAUUCUGUGUUUACAAACAUAACUGACUGUGUCUUUUUUUAAAAAUAUUCCUAAGAUGAUCGGAGAUUUCUGAUCAGAGACAAAAGAGAGGGUCUAGUUUUUAAAAAGUAAAUUCAAUGUUGCAAAGUGGCCUUUAAAUUAGUCCUGCAGAAAUACAAUAAGAUGUAAAGUGAGUAACAGAUUUUUAAAGAGGAACGUGGCAUUGAAGUACAUAAACAUAACAUUUUUUAGCGUGUAAAAUCAUGAACUACCUAGUAUUUGUUACCAAUGCUGCUUUUUAGAUGAUGUAAAGAAAAACUAACUUUGAUUUUGUUUCUCUGCCACUCCGACCGGAGAGUGGAUGAGCUGUUAACGUCAGUUUUGAGUUGAAUGUGAUGGCUGGUCAAAUCUGUUGACUUUCACACUAUAGAUCACUGAAGGUAUAUGCAUUUCUUGACAUCCCUAUAAUCUAACGUUUAACUCUAGUUUUUGGAGAUUCUUGUUUGGAGGUUAUUGUUUGUUAUUUUUGUGUGAUUUUUAUCAUGUUUCACUAAAGAUUGUGUCAAUAUUGGUGACUAAUGGUUUCAUGAUACGGGAAAUGCAUCAAGAGCGAGCAUUGUGCAGUUGCUGUUGUGUGUUAUGUGUGUGUGAUUGGUUUCAUUGAAGCUGUUAAGGAUGUCUUCCUGCCGACCUCACUGUUCCUCCUGCAAACUAACUGGUAACAACAAUUCAGAAACUCAGAUUAUGACAUAAAUUGUGGCGGCAUUAAAAAUGGAUAAUGAGUAAUUCAUGAACUGUUCAAACUAAUCUGUCACCAGUUUGUGUUUAGCAAAGUAUGAUAUUUAAACAUGUUAAUAAAGACAUAAAUGACUGCUUAA
This is a messenger RNA of Poecilia reticulata (guppy), 5423 nucleotides long. Its product is annotated as sodium- and chloride-dependent GABA transporter 2-like. NCBI's taxonomy places the organism in Eukaryota, Metazoa, Chordata, Actinopteri, Cyprinodontiformes, Poeciliidae. Gene Ontology annotation, biological process: amino acid transport; nitrogen compound transport; sodium ion transmembrane transport. Gene Ontology annotation, cellular component: cell projection; plasma membrane. The record is from RefSeq and is a predicted model, not a curated record. Gene Ontology annotation, molecular function: gamma-aminobutyric acid:sodium:chloride symporter activity.